Psylliodes chrysocephalus is the source of this 1793-nucleotide messenger RNA. The record is from the annotation of a GenBank genome assembly. NCBI's taxonomy places the organism in Eukaryota, Metazoa, Arthropoda, Insecta, Coleoptera, Chrysomelidae.
CAAAAACAGUAUCUAUAUCUCUUCCUGUUAAAAUAGGUUGUUCGUUCGUUUCCAAGCAAAAUAGGGCUUCAUCUAAAACAGUUAUAAAUAAGAAAACUUAAUACUAAUACGCGUUGGUCACAUUAUGUAGGACCGAUAGAAUUAUAUUCCAAUUUACUCACAAGAAACUAGAAGUUGAAGAAAAUCAGAGCAUGCAUCACACAUAUUUAUAGUUUUAAGGAAGCUUCUGAUAACUUUGAAGCUUAAUUACGUCGACAAUAAAAAUUUAACAAAAAUAGAUACGAUGGGUGAUCACAGUAUCCAGUUGCAUGGAGAACAGUUAACUCCAACAAAUAUUUAUAUUCCUCAAGUGGAAAGCGUACCUGAAGAAUUAUUUAGAAGAUAUACGGAUACUGAUUCGAGGCCACAAACACCUGCACCGACUUUAGUAAGUGGAAUCACUAGGCUGUCAACUUCAAGGACACGAAGAUGUGUUACUCCGGACCCCGUCCCCACCUGCCAAGUCAAAGAAAAGACACGAUUAAUACUUGAUUUGAGGCGUAGUCACAGCCAGGAAAAUUUAUCAAUAUACGGAAGUUCGUCAUUUUAUCCAGACCUUCCAAAAUUUCAUACGCAACUUCCAAGUAGUUCAACUAGUGUAGAGGAAUUAAAGCCAAAUAGUUUUAAUAAACAGCCAAAUUCAAAAAGACCUGUUAGUGUAAAAAAGAAAGAAAAUGCACUAGAUCAAAACAAUCUAACUAAGAAUGCACAAGUGGAAGACGAUGACGAUGACGAAGAUGAAGACAAUGACGAAUUUAUUAAAAGACGUGGAAAAAGAAGACGCAAGAAAACACGAGAUUCUUCAAGAUGUCCAAUAACAUAUCAAGCAUCUGUGGAACCAGAAACUCAAGUAGCAGCUAUAGGUCCUGAUUCUCACAAUGCCAGUACGAGGCAUUCUUUGGCUCCUGAUGGAUGUUUUCCGACAGAAUUUCCUCAAGAAGAAGUAAAGAAACUUAGAACUGUAAAAACUUCAGAUAAUUAUGAAAUAGACUCGUAUUUACCUAACGAAAUUUUGAAUCAAUUACGACGAGAAUUAGACGAUGUCACUGUUGAUAGUGAAUUAAAUUCAACGAAAAGAAAAGCUUUAGAAGAAGCUCUAAAGGCAGUUUUAAAAGACAAACCUGCAUGUGAUGAAUUAAUCUUUUUGAAGAAAGAAUUGAAAAUUCCGCCUGUUAAUUCUGAUCUUUGGAUAUCAUUGCCGAGAACAUUUUCCAGAUCGAAUGCAAUCUUUCAAUUACCAAUGGAUAGUCAAACUUUUGCUGAAAUGUCUCCAUUAGAUUAUGUCGAGAAUAAUGUUAAGAUAAUAUCAUCAAGAAAACUUUUGUAUAAUUGUAUUUUCGAGAAAUAUAAAUUGGAGAUAGAAGAAGAAAAUGAGCUCCACAGACAACUUGAUCAAAAGGUAUUCAAGGAUUCUUUAGAUUUAGUAAUUGGUCAUUCUUUGACAGAAGAUCAAUUUAAUUACAUUAAAACACUGCUAGAAUGGAAAGAAGAUAUUGUACUGAGUUUUAAAAUGUGCUGUGGAAUAUUUGCACUCUGUGAAAGAAUUUUGUCACCACAAUUUUGUGAACUACCUAAUAGGAAAGAAGAUCCCUGUCAUGAGAUAGAGACUGCAGAUUUUGAAUUUUUAGAACAAAAAUUGGAAAAAAUUGAAAUUAGUGAUAAUUUAAAAACAAUUCUAUUACAUUUGAAAUACUUUUAAGUAUGUGAAAUGCACUUAUUUACAAAGUACAAAAGUGUAUAAGGCCACACAAAAG